AUGGCCGGGUCUGAUGUUCAAAACGACAGCUCCGGCAGUGAUGAUGCUUCCGGCCCGGAAGUAGCUGAAGACAUCAAUGACGACGACACUUCUGAAGAAUCAAGUAGCAGUAGCGACGAUGGAGAAGCCCAUAAUUUUCUGGACCUGGAAGCUUCAGAAUCAUGCGAUAGCGAAGACAGUGAGGACAGGGACGACGACAUUGACGCUUCACCAGGGGUUGAGCAUUCGUUCCCGCAGUUCUCUCAACUGCCCCCGGAACUACGGCAGCGUAUCUGGGGAUUUUUUGACCCUCACUUGCGGAGCCCUGCCCGGGUCUUCAGUUUCCGGCUGGUGCAACUCCCGCCUUACCGGAUUCCAGGCAAUGAAAGUCGGUAUGGAAUCUGGGAAGACCCAUCGCUGGACCAACAAACGGAACCAGCAAGAACGCUUCUAGCCAUAAAUCACGAGAGUCGUUGUCUUGCCCGAACGUUUUAUCCGCAUAACAUCUGCGUUGAAGAUGAACAAUUAUUCAUCCCUUGUCACAAGACUAGAGACAUUGUUCGCAUUGUGGGACCCCCCGAAGAACUGUACAAUGAGGACUGGAACUACUUCAUCGAUCCUUUGAUACGUGGCUUCCAUCAGGUGGCUUUCCAAUUACCGAGCGGGGAUGAAGAAACGCCCGGCAUUACGCCGUCGGAAGAAGCCUUCAUGUCCGACGCAAUCCGGCGAUAUCUGUUAACAGAUUUUCCCGAGUUGACAUCUGUCUUCAAGUGCUCCGAUGAGAUAGAUUGCCGCACAAGCGACAUACAGUGGUGCACUUUGGACUCGACUCACAAUUUCUACGUGGAGACUAGCGAGAGGUCGCCCGGGCUUGGUGAAGACAUGCAGUAUAUCUUCUGUUGGCCCAAGAUUAUCAACGGCACUCGAUCAACAGACAAACCUUUUUCAGAAGAACCUGAAAGGGAAUAUCGCGGCCUCCUCCCCCCGGUGGAUCAACUGGAGGAAGGCAAAGUCUUAUCGCGCAUGAUUCAUUUCUCACACAGCCCAUACAGUUCAGGACUUUCCCGAUUUGACAAGAUCCGGAUGGCCACCUUCAGCGGAAGCUUCGAAAAUUACGAAUCAAGCGACUCGGAAUCAGAAUCUGAAGAAACGAAUGAGUACGAAAGCUCCGGUAUCGAUGAUGAGUCAAUCGACGACGACAUGGGCAGUGACGACGAGGAGAAUGAUUUGGCUGCGUUGCAGUCAUCUCCAGUUGACCACGAAUCUCCUUUCCAGGGAUUCUCUUCUCCUCUCGGGAUGGAUAUCCCGGAGCUCCUCGAAGCGGCAGAAGCUGGAAUGGCAUUGGAGGCAGCAAUUUUCUCUGACAUCGAGUCGGACCCAAGUGAUGAGUCUGACCAUGCACAGCCGCAGAAUACAAAUCAGAGACAGAGAAGAGUGAUAGCAGACUCGAGCGAUGAGGCUGAUGAGUCCGAAUCGCCUCAGAAUCCAAGCAGGAAAAGGCCACGAGCUCGAGUAAUUGAGUCAGAUUCUGAUGAGGACAGCCAGAGCCCAAAGCCUGUAAAGCGAGCUCGUACAGAAGGCCGUGCAUCACGUGUGGUGUUGUCUGAAUCGGACGAUGAGGACGAAAGCGAUCAUGAUGAAACCACAGCAACUUCUGCUUCGAAACGUCGUGCACGGGGGACUGUGCGCCAAGAUGAUUCACAAAGCGAAGACGAAUCCGAUGACCAGAGUGAGGAGGAAGACGAAUCAGAAGAGUCCGGGCAGUCUUCUGAUGACGAUGAAGAAGACGAGGAGGAAGAGGAGCAAGCACCCCAACGAAUGUCGCUUGCGGAGAGAAUCGGGGCAUUUCGAGCAGCAGUUCCUGCUGGCGACGAAGCCGAAUCGUCUCCAGAGGCCGAAUACGACGAAUUUAACGACGAGGGAGACGAAGGGUAUGGAGGGGCAGGAUAUGGCGCAUUUCAGGACGACGAAGAGGAUGAUGGCCGAUCAGAUCGCGAGGAGAUGAUAAUGGAUAUGGAUGAAGAGGCGUCAGAAGGAGAAGAGGGAGAAGAAGAUGGUUGGUAA
Pestalotiopsis fici W106-1 is the source of this 2043-nucleotide messenger RNA. RefSeq lists its product as uncharacterized. The transcript has a single exon. NCBI's taxonomy places the organism in Eukaryota, Fungi, Ascomycota, Sordariomycetes, Amphisphaeriales, Sporocadaceae. Bases 1 to 2043 code for a protein of 680 amino acids. The record is from RefSeq and is a predicted model, not a curated record.